This is a messenger RNA of Peronospora belbahrii, 1323 nucleotides long. The record is from the annotation of a GenBank genome assembly. Lineage: Eukaryota; Oomycota; Peronosporomycetes; Peronosporales; Peronosporaceae.
AUGCGUAUCCACCACCGCUCGGCAAAGUCUCCAGAAUUUAAAAGCCCAUUCGCACCGCUUCAACUUGCAGUAGAAGAUGAGGCACAGCUUGAGGGCGUAGCACGGAUCUUUGUUCAAAAUACUGUGGUGCAGUAUGAAAAGUUCAUUGAACAGGACUGUCGAAAGAUCGACAGUAAUCACUGGAAGUGCAUUAAACAGGAGCGUGAGCUUCGAGUAUUUCUUCAACGUCGACGAAAGGACGUCGAGCGCCGCAUGCGUCGACAACUGCGACUCCAAAAGCUUCGAGUCCGGAACUCGGAAGCAACGCAGUUUUCCGGCACGGAGCUGUGUAAUCCUAGCUUUGGCAGUCGUGACAGCAGUUGCGGCAGUAUCUCGAGCCUCUUAAAUCGUCGAACAGGCAGCUUUUCGAGCAACUAUAGCAAGACCAAUUGUUCCGAUGGCAGGUCAAUGGCACCCGGUAACAUGUCGAGCAUUGGAGUAGACCCGUCGACACUACUGAGUGUAGAGUUACCGAUAUUGCAGCUUGUGGGUUCUGUUCCAGGUUCACUAGACGACGCCAUGUAUGGUGCUCUUGGGGCAACAGUUGAUGUCAUGCGUGUGAAGAGUGCAUACGAACGCGACAACAUUACGGAUGGUGCGGUGCUGGCUACAAUCAUAACUCCUACUACGGCCGAUCCAUUCCGAUCAUUAACGAUCAAGUGGGUUGAGCACGAAGGGCCAACGAUCGACCACCAUCGGUAUCACCCGCUACACUACCCAUUGACACUUCCAGGUGCAAGUACACGGGGGGAUCUAAUCUUUUUAGAGGCUACAGGAACAACAACGCUGGCGACAGGAGAGCGCAUUGGAUAUCAGCUACGCCACUCUGUGCACUUCCCUCAGACUCAUAGCCGAAAAAACGUGCGGCGAGGGAAUAUGUCUACUUGCACGCUUUUCCGUGACGGUGACGCCAUUACGACUGAUACACGUGACAGUCCGUCUUGUGGAUUCGUGGAAAUAUUUGCUCGCGCUUGUUUAAGCGGUGGAAAUGCUGCUGUUCGAUCCACGACUGCCGCAAUGGCAGCAAUCGGCACGGUUGUUCUGUGUGGACGAAUGAAGAAACUUGCGUGGAUGCUGGCCCAGCGUCAUCCUCCAGUUCAGCCAUUGGUGGGGUUUGUUGCACAGCAAACGAGUUUGUUUGCACUCGCCCGAUCGCAACCACAACGCAAAAGCCGACGUGGAUCGCUUACCGUGACAAUUUCCACCGCUGCUGCUGCGGCCAUGUCAGUGACCGACAGCAAGUUGUGCGUUACGUGUAAAAAAAAAGCGUGGUCCUUGGUUUAG